Molecule: messenger RNA, 5505 nt
Organism: Drosophila busckii
Lineage: Eukaryota; Metazoa; Arthropoda; Insecta; Diptera; Drosophilidae
Gene: OtopLc
Product: proton channel OtopLc
Exons: 7
Coding region: 291-4880 (1529 amino acids)
Biological process (GO): proton transmembrane transport
Cellular component (GO): membrane
Molecular function (GO): proton channel activity
Source: RefSeq, a predicted model, not a curated record
GUGCCCGGAACCGAAACGAGAGCCGUAAAACCGAAACACAAAACGAUUGCAAAAGUGUAAUGGCAAGCGGCUAGUAGUAAAAAGCAAAUUUACAAUAAUUACUUUUUGUUGCCAAAGACUACGCAAAGCAGUAGCAGUUUAAGCGCCACCCACAGUAUACACAGAAAAUGUGCGUAAACUGAAACGAGCAGAGACUUGGCCAACUACAACUUUAAAUAAAAUUGCAUUCAACAGCAGUAACAAUCUAAAAAAUAAACUCAAUCAAACAGUCAGCGUAGAGGAGAAUCCUCAUGGACAGCUCACCGGAUCUGUCGCUGUCGCUGAAGCUGCGACGCGGCUCCAGCGAUUCGCGUGAUAAUUUUUACAUGGACUUUGCCCAAGGCAUUGACUCGGACAUUGAGGAGGUGACGGCACCCACUGCUGACGCUGAGGUGGCUGGAGCAGCAGCAGUGCCAUUGCCGCUGCCACUGCCGCCGCCGUUGCCCACAGUGGCGCUUGGGGAUGAGAUGUUGAUCUUGGUGGCACCACCGCCAUCGUUGCUCGGUCAGCCGUUGCCAACGCUGACCGAGGCCGAGGAUAUGCCGCCAACGCCAACUCCGCCGCCGCAGCAGCUGCUGGAGCAGCAGGAAAGCAUGGAUGGCAGCUCGCCCAAUGGCUCGCCCAACAAUUCGGUGCUGGAGCUGGAACUGAUACCGCCGCCACCGCUGUCGCCCAUGUUUGAUGCUGGACUGCCCACGGACACGGAGCCUGAUGAUGGCGAGGAGACAGAUGAUGCCGAGGAGGGCGCUGGACCGCCGCUCGAGGAGCAGCCGGAGACAGGCGAUGAGGAGACCGAGGAUGAGGACAAGUCAACACCGCCGCCACCGUUGCCUCCGCUGCCCUCGAAUCUUUCCUAUUUGCAAGGCGGCGUGACGCCUCCGUUGACCAAGUCGCCAUCGACUUCACCUUCGCCGCCGGUUACUCCGCCGCCAUGUCCGCAGCUGAACAUUUGUAAGAUGGUGUCGCCACCGGCGCAGCAUGUCAGCCAGAUACCGCCAUUGACGCCCUCGUCGGAGAGCGAGGAGGAGUCGCAGCCCAACUCCCCGCAGCCCAUAGCGCGUCACAUCAAACCAGAGGAGCCGAUACAAGAGCCAGAGCCCGAACCUGAGCCCGAGCCCGAGCCCGAGCCAGAGUUAGAAGAGCAACCAGAGCAGCUGAAUCUGAGCGCUGGUCAGCAGCUGGGCGCAGAGGAUUAUAGUCGCUCACUGGACAAUGAGGAUGAGUCCACCACUAUAACUACACCACCCAGCAAUGGUUACUCCGCCUCGUCCAUUAUUGCACCACCGCCGGAGCACUUUUCCGAGCUGGAUGAGGAUUUGGGUGCGUUUAUACCACCGCCGCCUGCAGCGCUGGAUGAUGAGGAGGAGCUGCGCUUUGAGAUGCAGCAGGAGGUGGACGAACCGCUGUCUACGCAGCAAUCCCAGCUAGCCGGCGGCGAUGAUGAGGAGCUUACCAAAGUGUCUACCGAUGAGCUCUCCGUGGACAAAAUGUCGCUGCUGGCAGCCGAUGAUGAAGUGGAUGAUGCACCCGACAGUUGCAUAAGCUCACCACGCGCAGCCAGCAUUGCCAGCGGUGGCAUCAUGUCCACCAAUGGAGCAAUUGCUGCCAUGGCUGCCUCCGCAUCUCCCAAGCCGGACAGCCGUGUGCCCAGUCGCACGGGCAGCGAGCGCUCCCGCACAGCCUCCCAGGAAGGGUCACGUGCCGGCUCACGCAGCGGCUCCAUUGCUGCUGCAGUGCCGACUGUGCCGCUAACACCGCAGCCAUCGAUCAAAUCCCAGACAUCGCUCAAAUCGCAGGGAUCCGCCUCGCAGCGCAGUCUGGCGGCAUCGAUCAAAUCCCAGUCGCAAUCGCAAUCGCAGUCGCAGCGCAGCGCCGAACGCGUGCAGAGUCCACCAGUGGGCGAGGGUGCUCCGGCCAUGCCCUCGCCGCCCAAGAUGCGCAGCUCGCCCGCCGAGCUGGCCAAGAGCUCGCCACCGCAGAUGCACAGUCCACCAAGGAUUACAACGCCGCCGCGCGUCUGCAGUCCGCCGUUGCUCAGCAGUCCGCCCAAGCUGGCGGAGACGGCAGCCCUUGCCGCUGCAGCCCAAGCCAAGGUGGCGCAGGAGCGCGCACGCGAGCGAGAGAGACAGCGAGAGCGAGAGCGAGAGCGAGAGCGCGAGGAGGCAGCCAAGUUAGCGAGAUUAAGCCUCUGUUGUGGCCACUCUCCCAUUCCAUGCCAUGUAUUCAUAUGUGGAAGAGCUGUCUGCAAAAAAUGUUGUAGCUCGAGGCUCGGCAACAGUUGCACAAGUCCGUCGAGCAAGCAGUGUGAACUUAGCAUAAAAUACAUAAAAUCCAUGUCGUCGUCUUCUUCAUCAUCUGCAUCUGUAUCCGUAACCCGUUCACGUUCUUCUCGCUCACGUUCCAGCAGCAGCCAAAGCAGCAGUCUUGGCAAGGCGGUGGCAGCAGCUGGCGCUGGAGCUGGAGCUGGCGAUGCCGCACCGGUUGCGACGCUGAGCUUCCAGGACGAACAGAAGCCGGAGCUGGAGAGCAAGAGCAGCGCUGCACCCGUGGUCACCACUCAGCCACGUGCGCACUUUACGAGCAGUCAUCAUCACUAUCAUCUGCCGCAUCAGUUCCAGCAUCCGCAUCAUCAGAAUCAUCAUCAGCAUGGCGUGCGCGUCUCGGCGCCCACAGUGCCCAGCAGCUAUGCCCCGCCAGCUGAUUUGGAUGCACGCUCGCCCGGCUACAUGCGUCGCCUCAUGAUGAAGUCGCCCGAUGUGCCCGUUACCGCAGCUGUAGCUAUCUCACCCGGACGCAUGAGCGGACGCACCGGCUCGCAGCAUCAUGUGACCAUCGAUGAGUCCAGCUUGCCACGCAAGAGCAGCGUUGAGAAUGCCGGUCCCAGUGGUGUCAUCAUAGGCGGUGGCGAUGGUCAACCCAAUGCGGAUGUUGUGCGUGGUGGUGGAGGCGGCGGCGGUGACAGCUCGGAUCCACCUUCAUCGCCCUCGGGCAGCAGCUCACAUCCACAGACGGAUGGGGAGCAGCCAGCUGGUCAGCUGGCCCUGAUGUAUCACUCGCAUCAGCUGACCAACUAUCCGGUGCUGCCAGCCAUUAAGCGCACGCAUCGACCCUCGUUCGUCUAUCCUCCCAUGCCGAAGGUCAAGGCUGGCGAUGCCUUGGCUACACUUUUCUCUGCACUCUAUGGCAAACUUUUGGUCGUCAUGGGCGUUGCUUUUCCCAUGGCUGAAGUUAUCUCCACCUACAUACCGCCAUCCUUCUAUGAGGUCUACUAUUUGUAUUUGUAUAUUGGCAGCAUGAUCUUUUUGCUUUUCAUGUACGCCACUUUGCUCUGGGGACGCCCCAAGUUGCCAGCGCCAUUGCCCACUUCUCCCAAGUCAACAACAAAGGCCAGCGGCACGGACAGUCUCGAUGAAUCGGAUACGGACAGCUCCUCGGAACAUCGCAUGCCCCCGCCCAUCCAGCGUCGUCCAUCGCUUCUCUCUCCACUAGGCAGGCAACAUCAUUAUGGUAGCUUCUAUCUACGCAUGGGCGCUGUGGCCUUUGGCAUUGGCAGCAUGAUCUACUCUGGCCUGGAGUUUGGUCAGUACUUCGAGCUUAAUCCGGACACCAAGUGCCACAAUGUGCUGCUUGCUUUGACGCCAGCCACGCGCAUGGCUUUCAUCUUCAUUCAGAUGUACUUCAUCUUUUUGAACAAUGAGCAGAUCAAGGUGUAUCGGUACAAGAUCAUUGCACGCUUUGGACUCAUGCACAUGAUCGGCACCAAUCUGGCCGUGUGGCUCAAUGUGCUCAUACAGGAGACGAAGCAUGAGAUUUUGACCUUUUAUAAUCCGGAGAAUCGCACGCUGCGCAUUUCGCAUCGCAUACCAGGGCACUCGCGUGGACAUGCCAUCAUUUCACAUGAUCUAACUGCGCAUCUGCGUGUGCCACGUGGUCUGAAGGGUCCGUAUCAGAUCUUCGAGUGCCGUCGUACGAAUAUUAUUGGCACUCUGGUGCAGGAUGCUUCGCCUUUCCUGUUUCCGUGCACCAUUGAGUACUCGCUGAUCUGCGCUGCCAUUUUGUAUGUCAUGUGGCGCAGCAUUUCACGUCCACAGACGCCCACACCACAGCGUCCGGAUAUGAUUAGCUCGCCCAUGAAGCGUUCGCCGCAUCAUUACUCCGUCGACUGUGCUCGCGCCCACAAGGGACUCUUUGUGGGCAUACUGAUCCUGGUGCUGACCAUUAUCUCGCUGAUCAUAUUCUUUGUGCUGAUCUCGCGUCCGGAGUUUGUCUCGCUUGCCGUCACCGAGGUCACCAUUUGCGAGCUGCUCAUCUAUGGCACCGCCACCAUAGCCACGCUGCUGGGCAUGUUCCAAAUCCGUCACUUGCAAUACGAUGCCUAUCGCAGCUUCUCCCUGGACGAUAUCUUGCUGGUGGGCGCCCAGACUGGCUCGUUCCUCUACAACAUUUUUACGGUGAUUGCGGGACACUUUACGCUCCGCAGCGACGACAUGCUGGUGCCCAUAAAUGCGCUCGCCUCGAUUGUGCAGACCGCCUGCCAGACCAUGUUCAUACUCGAUGCUAGUCGCCGCCAGGCCGUCAGUCCGGAGCAUAUACGCAAGAAGCCCGCCAGGGAGAUUGUCACGUUCAUGCUGGUGGUGAAUCUGGCCAUGUGGGCCAUAAGCACGCUGGAGAAAUCGCGCGCUGAAUCGCAUCCCAUACAGCUGAACUUCUAUGGCUUGUGGGCCUGGACUAUUAUCACUCACGUGUCCAUGCCGCUGGCCAUAUUCUAUCGCUUCCACUCCACUGUCUGCUUGUGCGAGAUCUGGAAGCGCGCCUAUAAGCUCAAGCCGACCUACAUGUGAGAAUUCGCCCGCUCGCGCAUUCAAAGCAUUGCGCAGCAGCAACAAUUCUGCGAGGAUCUCAAGACGAAUCUGUCCUAUUGCUACUGCUCCACCACGCUGGCUGGCGGCGACCUCGAGACCGUCGAGGAGGUGGACAGCGGCGGCGGCGGCAGUGGCAGCAAUAGCAAUGGCAGUCGCAAUGGCAAUAACAAUGUAGGAGCAUCAGCAGCAGCUGAAGCAGGAUCAGGAGCAGCAACUUCAACUUUAACUGAAACGGAGACAACGCUAGGGCAGAGCGGCGGCAGCGUCGAGGAGCGACCUCCUCACGUGCGUGCGCUGUCGCCGCAGAGCCUCAACACCGAGAAGGCCUUCUGUCCGGUCUACGUCAUAAAUGGUGAAUGAGUUUACGCGCACUUUGAGUUCAUCGACGCGCUCAGCGGCCAUGAGCUCACUUUUGUUUAAGACUUUUUGCACCCACCAGAGUCAAACCACCACAUCACACACUUCAAAACACCAACACCCAACACCAACUUCAACCACAACAACAUCCCCACCAUGCGUAAGUUUUCUCAUCUAUUUAUAUAGUCCCAAAGACAUAUCUACAAGUUGGGCAAAGGCAAUUGAUAAACGACUAAACUAAAAAUAU